Rhopilema esculentum is the source of this 1296-nucleotide messenger RNA. RefSeq names its product melanotransferrin. NCBI's taxonomy places the organism in Eukaryota, Metazoa, Cnidaria, Scyphozoa, Rhizostomeae, Rhizostomatidae. Gene Ontology annotation, biological process: iron ion transport. Gene Ontology annotation, cellular component: recycling endosome; plasma membrane; early endosome. The record is from RefSeq and is a predicted model, not a curated record.
GUUGCAGCUGAUCCCACAAAAACCAGUGUUUUUGGUUAAGUAUAAAAGCCACAUUGGACCAAUAUUCCUAGACACUGCGCUGAUCUCAGAGGACGUGAUGGAACUCUUCAAAAUCACAAUUGUCACAAUUGCUGCAUUCAUUGGCUUCUCCUCGGGAGCAGCUAUAAGAAAGCCAGUAUGGUGUGUUGAGGGAGUUGAAGCAUUCCAUCAGUGCAAAGAAAUUAAUAAAGAAAACGAAAGACCAUUGCGGUGUCUUCUUGGUAAUGACGAAAAGGACUGCUACGAAAAGAUCUCUAAAGGCUUGGCUGAUUUUUCUGCUUUUGAUGGUGGAUCAAUUUACCAUGCAGGAAAAGAAUUCGGUUUGAAGGUAUUCAUGUCGGAGAAACUAACAAAAUUGGCAGAUACCGGCACAAAGUAUUAUGGGAUCGCUGUGGUUAAAAAGUCGAGUAACCUGACAUUCAGUAAGCUAAAGGGUGCCAAGUCUUGUCAUACAGGUAUCUGGAGGACUGCAGGUUGGGUCAUACCCGUUGGAACAUUGCUUAGCAGCGGCCAGAUGCCGUGCCUGGAUGGAGAUCUAACCAAGUCCGUUGCUGCGUAUUUCAGUGGUAGUUGCGCGGCAGGUGCACAGCUGCCGAAAUACAACCCAACGCUCUCUGGAGCUGAAAAGCUGUGCUCUGUUUGUUCCGGAGAGGGAGAUGCCAAGUGCUCCAGAACAUCUAAAGAGCCUUACUAUGGAUACCAUGGUGCAUUCAAGUGCAUGAAAGACGGAGCAGGAGAUGUAGCAUUCAUAAAAGAAUCAAUAUUGAUGAAAUUGAAGCCAGAGGAGCAAGCAAAGUAUAAACUUCUUUGCCCUAAUGAUGAUACGGUGAAAGAUCCAAAAGACUUCAGACAGUGCCACAUGGCUGGAUCACCGGCCCAUGGUUUGCUAACGAGGAAAGAUGCAACUGAAGAUGAAAUCGCCAGCUACCAAAGGAUGCUUCAUCAGUUGGUUACAAAAUUUGGCCACGAAGCGAAGUUGAGAAAACAAAUUAAUGUUUUUGAUGGGCGUUUGUUUUCACGAUAUGCCAUUGGCUUGGAUGAUGUACCAUUUGACAAACGGUCUUUUGAAGGCUAUCUUGGAUCAGGGUACAUCAAUGCCAUAUCAAAGCUGGAGCACUGCAGCUAAUGAAAAUAUGGAAGGACGUCAUGACGACAAUGUCAUAAGAGUAAAUUCAAACUUACAUUCUAUUUUGAAAAAGCCGAUACUUUGUAGUUGUGCUUUAUUUAGCCUCCAAAAGAGGAUCAAAGUCGUUUUCA